AUGGUUUUUGAUUUUAUGCACGACAUUCCUGAAGGAGUGGCGCGUUAUGACAUGGCACUAGUAAUUAAAAAUCUUAUUGAUAAAAAAUAUUUUACUUUGAACCAACUAAAUUCUAGAAUAACUCUUUUUGACUACGGUGUUACAGAACGCAAAAACUGUCCUCCAAAAAUAAAUCAGAACAACUUAAAUAAUGGGAUAGUUAUUAUGUCAGCAUCGGAGAUGUUAUGCCUAGUAAGAAAUUUUGGUUUAAUUGUAGGUGAGUUAGUCCCUAAACAUUCUCAAAACUGGAAACUAUACAUUUUAUUACCACAGAUAGUUGAUUUAUGUUGUGCGUGUAGAAUACAAAGUGAUUGUGCUUUAUUACUAGAUUCUAUUGUUGCUCAACAUAAUAGCCUGUAUCUCAUCUUGUCAAAAAGCAAUUUAAAACCAAAAUUUCAUAAUUUAACCCAUUAUGGUCGUAUGGUCCAAUAA
Molecule: messenger RNA, 471 nt
Organism: Macrosiphum euphorbiae (potato aphid)
Lineage: Eukaryota; Metazoa; Arthropoda; Insecta; Hemiptera; Aphididae
Source: the annotation of a GenBank genome assembly